Nanorana parkeri is the source of this 2134-nucleotide messenger RNA. RefSeq names its product DDB1 and CUL4 associated factor 15 (gene DCAF15). Gene Ontology annotation, cellular component: Cul4-RING E3 ubiquitin ligase complex. Bases 1 to 1686 code for a protein of 561 amino acids. The record is from RefSeq and is a predicted model, not a curated record. The transcript is spliced from 12 exons. Gene Ontology annotation, biological process: protein ubiquitination. NCBI's taxonomy places the organism in Eukaryota, Metazoa, Chordata, Amphibia, Anura, Dicroglossidae.
AUGGGUCACAUGUCCUGUGUGCGUACAGAAAGCUCUCUCCUUGUAUUUCAGAUCACGGGUCAGCUGUCUCCUCGUCUGUUCCGGAAGCUCCCCCCGCGUCUCUGCGUAUCUCUGCGCAAUAUUGUGGACGAGGAGUUCCUGCAGAAAGGACACAUCUUCCUGGGCUUCUCCAAGUGUGGCCGCUUUGUGUUGUCCUACACCAGCGAUGUCCUGGACGACGACUUCUCCUUCUACUCCUAUCACCUGUACUGGUGGCAGUUCCAGGGGCACAGCAAGCUGCGUCUGGUACAGCAGGUUCGUCUCUUCCAGGAUGAGGAAAUCUACAGUGAACUCUUUCUGACUGUGUGCGAGUGGCCCAGUGACAGCUCCAAGGUCAUUGUGUUUGGCUUCAACACUUCUGGCAACGGGAUGAUAAUGAACAUGAUGAGCGAUGAGAAUCACCGAGAUAUUUACAUCAGCACUGUGUCCGCGCCUCCAACGUCACCCUGUGUAGACUGCCGGCAGUCUUCAUCUGGUCCUUGUUUGAUGCAUAGCUUCAUGCUGCAUACAAAGUAUCAGGUGGUCUAUCCAUUCCCCACCUUCCAGCCGGCCUUCCAGCUGAAGAAAGAUCAGGUUAUGUUGCUGAAUACCAGCUAUUCCCUGGUGGCCUGCGCCAUAAGUGUACACCCGGCAGGUGACCAGGAACCCAACCGUAUCCUGUACAGCAAACAGAGCCGACACAACACCUCCCCUAACUCCUCCCCUUCUUCAGUCAGCCCUUGCACCCCUACUUCCAGCAACCAGUCCCCUAAUGCACCCGACCCCAGUUCCCCUCCUCCUCCUGGAACUCCUCCCGCCGUCACUCGCGCACGUGAGUUUGUAGCCGGGAUAUUCCGGCGGGCUCGGGAGGCUUCAGGCGUAGAGCACCUGGACAAGGGAGAGAAGGCCGGGCCCAGCCGACAGAGCCCUUCACAGCCCGCCGAACCCGACUCCCCCAUAUGGCACCGGCCUGUCGGUGAAGACUCAGCGCGACCGACCAAACGCAGCGAGGAACCCAGCUACGUCAACUACACAAGACUGCGAUACGUCCUUGGGGAGGUGACGGAGAUCGACCGAGAGAGCGAAUAUGAAGAUGACAAGAUGGGUCUGCCUUUCCUGGUCACCGAUCUGAAGGGCCAGCACCUAAAGCCUCUGAAUGACAGGGCCUCUUUCCAGGGCCAACAUCUCUGUGUGGAGCAGCUGACGCUGGACUUUGAGUACGUCAUAAACGAGGUCAUACGCCAUGAUGCGUCGUGGUUCCCGCAGUUCUGCUCCUUUAGUGACUAUGAUAUUGUCAUCCUGGAGAUGUGUCCAGAGACCAAUAAGGUGAUCAUGAACAUUGGCCUGUUACUCCUGGCUUUUCCCCCUCCUCAGGAGGACACUCAGCUCAGGCCGAAGACUUAUCACACAAGUCUGAAAGUGGCCUGGGACCUGGACACGGGUGUCUUCAGCACGCUGAGUGUAGAUGACCUCACUGAGGUCAAAGGCCAAACCAGCGGCAGUGUCUGGAGCUCGUACCGGAAAAGUUGCGUAGACACCGUUAUGAAAUGGUUGGUCCCAGAAAACAGCGUGCGCUUCGUGCAUCGUAUGACUAACGAGGCCCUGCAUAAAGGCUGCUCGCUGAAGGUUUUGGCUGACAGCGUUCGCUACACGUGGAUCGUGCUGUAAUCCGACUUCUCCAGAGACCUGAACACUACCUCAGCACACGCGUCUCUGCGCACCCGGAUAAAGGGAUCCCGUCGGUGAAGCUUCAUAGCAGUCCUGUGUUGUUGUGCUGCCAUCUAGUGGCCACUUCUGGCAGGAUUGGGGCCCCCUGCCACACCUAUUAUGAAGAAAGGUACCGUGUCCUGUAGCAGGACAGACGGACUUGUGUCUUUAGAGGUUCUGUGGCAUUCCCCGCUGAGGUGAGCAGCGUUCCUCUUGCCGCAGAGAACGGAUCACCGCAGCAUCCAUUUUAACUUUUUGUUCUUUUUGUCUGUUCGGACAGGAGCAGCCAUUUCUCAUGAGCAUGUGUAUGUAAUUGUGUAUAUACCGUGUAUCCUCCUAGGCCUUGGUUUUUUGUUUUUCACUCUCUGUAACUGUUCAUUUUUGUGAAAAUAAAUCAGUAUUUCAGUUU